Messenger RNA from Vanessa atalanta (red admiral), 2254 nucleotides. It is a transcript of the gene Syt7, whose product is annotated as synaptotagmin-7. Gene Ontology annotation, biological process: regulation of dopamine secretion; cellular response to calcium ion; calcium-ion regulated exocytosis. Gene Ontology annotation, cellular component: axon; synapse; membrane. Lineage: Eukaryota; Metazoa; Arthropoda; Insecta; Lepidoptera; Nymphalidae. The transcript is spliced from 11 exons. The record is from RefSeq and is a predicted model, not a curated record. The coding region runs from base 66 to 1244 and encodes 392 amino acids. Gene Ontology annotation, molecular function: calcium-dependent phospholipid binding; clathrin binding; phosphatidylserine binding.
AACAAAACAUGUUCGCGCGUUAAUUGUUGCCGUAUUCAAAAAUCGAAUGUGUUUUCAUUUAGAAAAUGUCUCAAGAAUCAACGAUGACGAAGAAUUUUUUGACCGUCACCAAUAUCGUUAAUGAAGGUUUCAAAGGCGCCAAGAUCUCUCAGCUCGGGCUGUCCAAGUAUCUCUCACAGUCACUAGCGCAGCUUGAAACCACAUCAACAAGCUCACCACAAGCCAAGUCUCCCGCGAGCAGCAGUGCAGGAGCUGCAGCUGGAGCUUCAACAGCCCAAGGAGAGAGGACACCGACAGCCCAUAACAAGCAACUACAGAAUGUCAAGGGACAAGACCACCCAACGCAUCCUUCCGUAGAAGAGAUGGCGUUCCUUCAGAACCGGUCCAUCUCAUUGGUGGACAUGUACAUCGACAACUCGGAGCCGUCAGAGAACGUUGGCCAGAUCCAUUUCUCGCUGGAAUACGACUUCCAAAACACUACCUUGAUCCUUAGGAUUAUACAAGGCAAGGAACUCCCGGCUAAGGAUCUAAGCGGGACAUCCGAUCCUUACGUGAGGGUAACAUUGCUGCCGGAUAAGAAACACCGCUUGGAGACGAAGAUUAAGCGUCGAACCUUGAACCCGAGAUGGAACGAAACCUUCUACUUCGAAGGGUUCCCGAUACAGAAGCUGCAGAGUCGGGUGCUACACCUCCACGUCUUCGACUACGAUCGUUUCUCGAGAGAUGACUCCAUCGGCGAGGUGUUCCUUCCAUUAUGCCAGGUGGACUUAAGCGAGAAGCCAUCCUUUUGGAAGGCUCUAAAACCACCAGCUAAGGACAAGUGUGGCGAACUGCUGACGUCACUCUGCUAUCAUCCGAGUAACAGCGUACUAACACUGACACUACUCAAAGCUAGAAACUUAAAGGCUAAAGAUAUUAAUGGAAAAUCAGAUCCCUAUGUUAAAGUUUGGCUGCAGUUCGGUGACAAACGUAUCGAAAAACGCAAGACAGCCGUCUUCAAAUGCACACUGAAUCCCGUCUUCAAUGAUUCGUUCUCCUUCAACGUGCCCUGGGAGAAGAUCAGAGAGUGCUCCCUGGACGUCCAAGUAAUGGACUUCGACAAUAUUGGCCGGAACGAGCUCAUUGGCAGAAUACUCUUGGCUGGGAAAAACGGCUCUGGCGCCACAGAAACAAAACACUGGCAAGAUAUGAUCACCAAACCUCGACAGACCAUCGUACAAUGGCACCGCUUGAAACCUGAGUAAAUCGUUGACAUGGGGUCAUUUAAACCCCAUACAUUGAUGCGUGUUAGAAAGAAAUAACACUAUAGGUUAGACAGAGAUCGCUCUUUGAAUUUUCUUAGCGUUAUAUCUAUUUGACGAGCAAUAUUAAGUGUAUGGGGGUCAUAAUUUUUUAGACAAGACGUUUAUUAGUAAAAAAUAAUAAUAAUUAAUUAGAGUUAUUAUAAUGACAGUUAUUUUAUUGUUGAAUCGAAUAAAACAUUGAAUAUUUGUGCUACUAAAAAAUUCGUUGAAAUUAACUUUUGAUAGAAGACAUAUAAAUCAUAAGUUUUGUCUUGUGGAUGAUAAUGCCCCUUAUCAGAUAAAUUCAAAACGUCAUAAGACUGAAUGGUUAAAUAAAAGAUUAAUAUUCGAACCUCUUCGUCGAUAUCAUGGCUUAAGAUAUUGCUGAAACGAACGUUACUUUUGUAUUAUUUCUAUUGUAUAUUUUCAAUAAUUUUAGAAUUGUAUCUCAUUUUAUGAUAGAACAUAUUUUAACACUUUAAAUUUAUGGAUCUUCACCAAUGACCUCCUUUCUUUUAAGCAAAAUCUUGGAGUUUUCUCAGUGCGGGUUAGUAUUAAAAAAAUGAAUUGAAUGAAAAAAAAAAUGAUCAUUUUCGCUAUGAUAUCGACAGCUAAAUUUCACCUGAUUCGUACUUGUCAUCUAUUCUGAAAGGAAAAAUUUAAUCCUUAUUAAUAAACGUGAACUUCUUUCACUAUAUCUGUCCUUCUCUAACUAAAUCAAUUGUUACGUAUGUUAGACAGUGACAAAGCGUUAGGAAUAUGUUGUUACUGCGCGUUUAUUAAUAAGACGCCUUAUAUUAUGGAAACGUUGAACAUCAAAGUUUCUUAGCCAUACGGCGAAUUGUUAAGAUUUUUAUGAUAAAUCUGAAAUGACGAGUUUUUAUUGUAUUUUGUUGGUAUUUCUAUUUUAUGUGAACUUGUAUGUCUGUUUAAGAGUAUAAAAGUCAAAAUAAAUAUGUAUUUUUUUUUUA